Spea bombifrons (plains spadefoot toad) is the source of this 1797-nucleotide messenger RNA. RefSeq names its product RNA binding motif protein 17 (gene RBM17). Gene Ontology annotation, cellular component: precatalytic spliceosome. The transcript is spliced from 12 exons. Gene Ontology annotation, biological process: alternative mRNA splicing, via spliceosome; mRNA cis splicing, via spliceosome. Lineage: Eukaryota; Metazoa; Chordata; Amphibia; Anura; Pelobatidae. Gene Ontology annotation, molecular function: RNA binding. The coding region runs from base 78 to 1277 and encodes 399 amino acids. The record is from RefSeq and is a predicted model, not a curated record.
GUGCGCCUCAAUUUUGCGGGUCAAGCCUCGGUCUCGAACGCCGGUCGCAUGUGAUUUACGCUUGAGGAUAUCGCAAAAUGUCUUUAUAUGAUGAUCUUGGCGUUGAAACCAGUGAUUCAAAAACAGAGGGAUGGUCAAAAAACUUCAAGCUCUUGCAGUCACAGCUGCAAGUGAAGAAGGCAGCCCUUACACAAGCAAAGACACAGAGGGCCAAACAGAGCACUGUACUUGCUCCUGUAAUUGAUCUCAAGCGAGGGAGUGGUGCUGAUGACAGGCAGAUUGCAGACACCCCACCACAUCUGGCUACUGGGCUAAAGGAAUCAGUGCCUACUGGGUUCUCUGCUGGCGAUGUAUUGGUUCCUUUAGCUGACGAGUAUGACCCCAUGUAUCCCAAUGAAUAUGAGAAAGUGGUAAAACGUCAGAGAGAGGAGAGACAAAGGCAACGUGAAAUUGAAAGACAGAAAGAAAUAGAGGAACGAGAAAAGAGGAGAAAGGACAGGCAUGAAGCAAGCGGGUUCUCGCGUAGACCUGAUCCUGAAUCAGAUGAAGACGAAGAUUAUGAGAGAGAAAGGAGGAAGAGGACAAUGGGGGGAGCGGCUAUUGCACCACCCUCAUCUCUUGUGGAGAAGGACAGAGAAUCUAUAGUUCCGCAAUAUGAUGAUGAACCCAGGCCCCGACCUCCCGUUGCGAAAGCCGCCAUACCACCACCUAUAUAUGAUGAACCAGAGAGGUCGCGCUCACCACCUAUGCCUAGUAAUUCCUUCAUUGCGAAUAUGGGUGGUACCGUUGCUCACAAAAUAAUGCAGAAAUAUGGCUUCAGAGAAGGACAGGGACUUGGAAAGCAUGAACAAGGGCUGAGCACUGCCCUGUCUGUUGAAAAGACAAGCAAGAGAGGAGGAAAAAUCAUUGUUGGAGACGUGGCAGAUAAGGUGGAAACAUCAAAAAAAGCAGAACCGAACCCUCUAACAGAAAUGUUAAAGUUUCCGACAAAGGUGGUUUUACUACGGAACAUGGUGGGUGCAGGUGAGGUUGAUGAGGAUCUUGAAGGUGAAACAAAAGAAGAAUGUGAAAAGUAUGGUAAAGUUGGAAAAUGCGUAAUAUUUGAGAUCCCUGGUGCACCUGACGAGGAUGCAGUGAGGAUAUUUUUGGAAUUUGAACGGGUGGAAUCUGCAAUUAAAGCUGUGGUUGAUCUGAAUGGGAGAUAUUUUGGUGGCAGAAUAGUAAAGGCGUCUUUUUACAACCUGGACAAAUUCAGAACUCUGGAUCUCGGGGAUUAGCCCAACACAUUGAGACUUCCUUUUUAUUUCAGACCAUUUGUAUAAAGAAAACGGAAAUGAACCCUCUUAAGUGCUAGAUGGGUGCACAUUGUUUUCCUUUGGCUAUGUUUGUCACGUUUAUUGUGAUGAGCCUAUUUUUUUCCUUGUUGGUUUCAUUUUUAUAGCAUAAAAUACUUUUAAAACAGUUUAAGAAGUGUUCAUAUGACCCCUAAUUGUACUAUGGUAUUUGUGUUCUGUUGUUCUGUCUACAACAUCUUAUAUCCCAGUAAUGGAUUUCUAAUUGGCUUUAAAUAUACACAGAAUUAUUUUUAUAUCUUGUAAGCUGUGUCAAUUGUAUAUUUUUAGUUCCCAGAAGAUUUUUUUUUUUAAAGGAAGGACAUGAUGGUUUGUUCGCACAAGAUAUCACCAAAUGUAGAAGUUUGGUUGCCAUGUGUAUUAUUCCGCGUAAACAUUUGUAUUGACUAAAUCUUAGGUUUUAAAUUAACUUGUUGCAAAGGAAUAAACAGAAAAGUCUAUUUCA